CAGCCAUCUCUCACUGUGUGAAUCUCCACAAAAACCAAACUUCACAUCAAAGGUGGCAGUGCGCAUGUGACCAUGUUUCCUAUAUACACGUCAUAGUUAUUUAUGGCUGACCAAUCAGACACAGUCUUGUCUGUGAAGAGUGGAGACGCUGUCAGUAUUAUUUCAGUCGACACAACAAUUUGAACACGAUGACAUCUGCAAAGUUUGUCUUCUAUCUGACGUGUUUGUUCUUGGGGAUAAUGGCUCAGGUGACUGAACUGAAAUCUUCCUCAUCCAUUCUUCAGGAGAGUGAUUUUUUAUCAUUUAACGCAGGAGACAAGGUGACUUUAAAAUGUUUUUAUGAAAGACAAACCAAGACUGCUACAAACCAUUACUGGUAUAAACAAUCUCUGGGACAGAAACCAAGGCUCAUCUCUUCUUUCUACAGUUACGAUGACACAGGCAAUUUUUAUGAAGAAUUCAAAAAUAAUCCACGCUUCACACUGGACACAGGAAAUGGUACAAACCACUUGAAGAUCUCAGAGUUACAAACGUUAGACUCAGCUACCUACUAUUGUGUAAAUACCUCAGUAAAAUUCACAUUUGCAGAGGUCAUCACUGUCAGUGUGAAGGGUUCAGGUUUAAACAUCCCAGCUGUGAUCCAUGAGUCGGCAUCUGAGACCAUCCAGCCAGGAGGCUCUGUGACUCUGAACUGUACAGUACACACUGGGACCUGUAAUGGAGAACACAGUGUUUACUGGUUCAAAGACUCUGAAGAAUCUCAUCCAGGACUCAUUUACACCCAUGGAGGCAGGAAUGAUCAGUGUGAGAGGAAACCCAACACACAAACACACACCUGUGUCUACAACUUGCCGAUGAAGAGCCUGAAUCUUUCUCAUGCUGGGACCUACUACUGUGCUGUUGCCUCAUGUGGACACAUACUGUUUGGAAACGGGACCAAGCUGGACUUUGAAGGUUCAUCUCCAGAUGAGGUGGACUCUCUUGUCUUGGUGUAUUUCUUGAUCGGAGCUUUGACAUUUACCACCAUCCUGGUUGUUUUACUGGCGUUCUCAUUGUACAAGAUGAUCAAGAGAAACAAGUGCCAAUGUACAGACUGCCAAGCAAGAUUAUCAGCUCCCUCCACAGCAAAUGCAGAGGGUCACAGAGACGAAGACAACCUCCAUUAUGCUGCUUUAAAUGUCAACCUGCCCAAGAGACCAAGAAGACAGAGGAACAACACCAGAGAUGAAUGUGUGUACUCCGGUGUAAAGCAGUAGAACUAGACAUGAUACAUGUAUGCUUUACUUUGUUUGGGUGUUCAUGUGUUGACCUAUAGGUACCACUGGAUUUCUGUCAAAACAAGAUUUCUCUAACCUUUACCAAGUCAUUUAGUUUCCUAACUCACCCAUUUUCAACUUUUUAAUGCUUUUCAACCCAUUUUUUACUCAUAGCUUAUGUUUGUUUUUAUGCAUGGCCAUGAUCUUUGUCUAAUAUCAAUCAUACCAGUUUCCAUGCAUAGAUACAGUAGAAAAUAACACAAAGGUGGAAAUGUUUGCAUCCUAAACAACUAUUGUCUGUAUCCAAACUGCUCUAGCUGUACAAAACUGCAGAGUCACUGGUGAACUCACAAUAGGUGCAUUCAAAAUACUGUCCUUCAUCUAUAGAGGUCAGGACACAGUCAUUGUACAAAAACUGUUUUAGCUGUAGUGUCAGUAGAUUACAUUGUAAAAAGCCACAUUGUGCUGCCCUCUUUGUAGAUCUGCAAAAUGCUACAAAUGCUGUUAAUAAUGUUUUAAUAAACGAGGU
Messenger RNA from Larimichthys crocea (large yellow croaker), 1785 nucleotides. RefSeq names its product immunoglobulin kappa light chain-like. The record is from RefSeq and is a predicted model, not a curated record. The transcript has 5 exons. Gene Ontology annotation, biological process: response to bacterium. NCBI's taxonomy places the organism in Eukaryota, Metazoa, Chordata, Actinopteri, Sciaenidae. The coding region runs from base 189 to 1256 and encodes 355 amino acids.